Messenger RNA from Oncorhynchus keta (chum salmon), 765 nucleotides. RefSeq names its product transmembrane protein 192-like. The transcript is spliced from 5 exons. The coding region runs from base 163 to 765 and encodes 200 amino acids. Lineage: Eukaryota; Metazoa; Chordata; Actinopteri; Salmoniformes; Salmonidae. The record is from RefSeq and is a predicted model, not a curated record. Gene Ontology annotation, cellular component: late endosome; lysosomal membrane.
GGCUGCCCGACCGGACCAAUAACAGAGGAACACCGCUGUCACGUGGAAGCAGAGUAUGAGGCUAUCCGCUAAAACAGACGCUUUUUAAAUGAACAUUUCUGUGUGUAUCUAGCUUUAUAAAGCUUUCUCUUGAAGAGUUAACCUGUGCGACUUCAACACACCAUGGACUCGGAAGGGAUGUCGCACCAUGCAGUCAGUUCAUCAGUAGAUGUGUCUCAGAGUGUUGAGGAGGACCCUUUAGUGGACGGACCGCUGAUCUCCCAUGAUGCCCUGCAGUCUGCUAUCAGGAGAGAAUUCACGACUCUCCCCACACACUGUCCUGCUGUCCUGCUGUUGCUGCUGCAGGUGGUGUAUGUGUCUCUGAGUGUGUGUGUUGCCAUAGUGUGUGUGUUGGAGGUUGGCCGGGAGGAGUGUGUCCGUGUGCUGGGUAAUGUUCGGGGGCAGAGUGUGGUGGUGAUUGGGAAGGUGUUUGUGUGGCUGUGUGUGUUGUUGUUUGGUUUGUGUGUUCAGCAUCACCACAGCCGAGUGAGGAGCAGAGGAUACCUCCGUUUCUACAGAGACAACCGCACCCUGAAACACCUGCCCUUCCUCAUCCACUCUGCAGGGAACACGGCGGUGUUGGUGGUCAUGUCAGCUGAUCUGCCAGAGGUGGAUCAUCUUCCUGUUUAUCUGCUGCUAGGGAUUCUGGGACUGGAGCUCCUGGUGUCUCUGCCUUGUCUGAUCAUCUACACAGGUACCCCCCCCCCUCCCCCAGCCUGGUUGUAA